Molecule: messenger RNA, 1169 nt
Organism: Bombus impatiens (common eastern bumble bee)
Lineage: Eukaryota; Metazoa; Arthropoda; Insecta; Hymenoptera; Apidae
Product: oxysterol-binding protein-related protein 11
Exons: 2
Coding region: 216-803 (195 amino acids)
Source: RefSeq, a predicted model, not a curated record
AAAAAUUAUGAACUUUUUAUAAUUUUAUAAUAGGCAUUUUUUAUGUGUUCAGUACCUAAUUUAAGUGAAAUUAUAGCUGAUUUGACGAUUUAUCAUCCUAACCUAUCUCGCAAACAGCUAACUAACCUCCUUGAUGUGUCUGUUCAGAUGACAGAUCGCUGUAAGCAACUGUUCAAUUUAAAUAAUACGAGGCUUCCAAACAAUAGGAGUAAUAAAUGAUGAAUGUUCAAAUAAGACACCCUUACGAGGGUCUAUUACAUAAAUAUACUAAUGCCAUGAAAGGAUGGCAAUAUCGUUGGUUUAUACUUAGACCAGAGACUGGAGAAUUGCACUAUUUUUUAAGCGAAUCUGAACGAAAUCAACGACCACGAUGCUCGAUAUAUUUAGCUGGUGCAGUGAUUGCGCCGAGUGAUGAAGAUUCUAAUACCUUCACCGUUAAUUCUGCUACAGGUGAUAUGAUAAAAUUAAGAGCCACAGACGCCCGAGCUCGUCAAGAGUGGGUUGACAAACUGCGAGCUGUUACAGAAAUGUAUACUAGAGCAAUAGCUAGUAGUCAUCCUCCUUUACCUCCAAGAGAACAUUCUGCCAAUUCCAACAGAAAUCCAGUUGCCAAACUGGAAGUUUUAGACGCAUUUGCUAAUUGUCAGGAGCAAUUAAGAAAAGUAGAAAAGCAUAAUCUUGCAUUAGCCCAAACCAUUGAGAACUCAAGUUUAAAUUUAGAUCCCGAUUUGUUAGUACUUAAAGCAACUGCACAUACUACUUUACAUAUAUUAAAUCAAUGCCUCAAUAUAUUAUAUCAGUAACUUAUUAGAAAUUUUGUUAUCAUUCAUCAAAAACAUGAAAGAAUUAUUUUAUCAAUUAUUAUCAAAAUGUAUCAAGUGCACUCCAUUUAAUUUGGGUAGGUUAUAUUUUUGAUUUGUUAUUGACGAUCCAGUUGUGUGAUCUUCCAAGUCAGCGACAUGUGAAAUAUUGCUUUCUUGUUAAUUGCUAGAUAAAAACAAAUAAUUACCACAUUUCUAAUAUUUUUCAAUAUAAGGUCUUGCUAUGGUGUGGCGUUGUUUCAAACCUUUAAAUCUAUAUAUAUAGAUACUAAUCGGAUUGAUAUAGAAUUAAACAAAUGUUUGUGAUUAUUGUACGUAGACAUAUGAAUAAAAAAAUAUACUCAUAUA